AUGCAAGAACCCGCCGACGGCUCAAAGCCCGCGCCGCAGCUCAAGCUGGAACGCGCCGCUGGCCUGUCGCCGACCUCGCUGGCAACGGCCACUGCUGGCCAAAAGAUCGACAUGGCGACGCCGAUACAAAGGCCGGCGACCGCUGGCCGCAAAUGGAACACCAAGAAUCUCGGCUGGCGUCUCGGCGCAGAUGCCGUCAGUGCCGGCGCGGCCGCCUCCAUGGUUGCCCCGCUGAUAUCUAUCAUCGACAGGUCCAUCAUGGAGAACGCGUCGGGCCGGCGGUCUCUGGCGGACUCGAUCAAGAGCUCGCUGCUCAACCUGGUGCUGCGGCCGCACACCAUCGUGCUCGCGCGGCCCUUCGCCCUCAUCUGUAUGGUCUACGGCGGCACGUACCUGACGGCCAACGCGCUCGACACGGCCACGUCGACGGUGCGCGGCGGGCCCGCCACGCUCGUGACGAGCGGCACGGCAAAGUUCGCCGCCUCGUCCACGGCCAACACGGGGCUGGGCAUCUACAAGGACCAGGUGUUUGCGCGCAUGUUCGGCCCGCCGGGGGCCACGCCAAGGCCCGUGCCGCUACCGUCGUACCUGCUCUUCACCGCGCGCGACUGCCUCACCAUCUUCGCCUCCUUCAACGUGCCAGUCCUGCUGGCCCCUUGGCUCGACGCUCGCCUGCCGACUGAGGCCCGCCGCAGGUUCACGGGCCAGACGCUGGCCCAGUUUGCGGCGCCCGCGGCGGCCCAGAUCCUGACCACCCCGAUGCACCUGCUCGGCCUCGACCUCUACAACCGCCCGCGCUACUGCGCCGCCUGCCCCGCCGCCGCCGCGAGCCCCACCGCCGCCGAGCGCUGGGGCCUCGUCCGGAGCAACUGGGCCAUCAGCGUUGCCGCCCGCGUGUGCAGGAUCGUGCCGGCCUUUGGCGUCGGCGGCGUCGUCAACUACAAGGUCCGCCGGCACUUUAUGGACAAGCUGGUAUAG
Gaeumannomyces tritici R3-111a-1 is the source of this 978-nucleotide messenger RNA. Its product is annotated as sequence orphan. The transcript has 2 exons. Lineage: Eukaryota; Fungi; Ascomycota; Sordariomycetes; Magnaporthales; Magnaporthaceae. Gene Ontology annotation, cellular component: mitochondrion. The record is from RefSeq and is a predicted model, not a curated record. Bases 1 to 978 code for a protein of 325 amino acids.